Penicillium brasilianum is the source of this 1692-nucleotide messenger RNA. NCBI's taxonomy places the organism in Eukaryota, Fungi, Ascomycota, Eurotiomycetes, Eurotiales, Aspergillaceae. The record is from the annotation of a GenBank genome assembly.
AUCGCGAACGACUUUCCUCGGGGAACCAUCGGGCGUCCAUUUAUCUGCUAACAAGUAUUCCGCCCGGAGGUAUUGCACUGAAAUUGUGACGGCCUACUCAAUUGAUCCUCUACUUCCCGUCCUGGUCGUGCGCGCAUCCUACCACCUUGCCGAAUAUGGCUUCGCGAUCAUUUAUGCCUCUGCGGAGGUCAUUCGCUCAGCUCUCGUCCCGAACUGCUCGCGCAGCUGGUCGAAAUGCAGGCUACUCUGUCCGUGGAUAUAACACUGAGAACUCGUCUCGUGGGAAGCAGCAAUUCACCGUGUGGAGACCCUACCUGCGUCUCGCAGUCGGCGUGCCGUUCAUUGGUAUGAUUAUCUAUUCUAUGGCCACCGGAGAAGUCACCGACCUUGACGCCCCAUCCAUCGCCGAGCUAGACGCAGCUCUGAAGCAAUCCUCCCAAAUCACCGAGUCCUCCCCCAUGCGCCUGCGAAUGGAAAAGCUCAUCAAGGAGCAACAGCAGAAGAUCAUCGCAGAAUUGGCUAGGAUAGACGGCAAGGAGUUUAAGCAAGAUACCUGGACCCGACCCAACGGCGGCGGCGGCAUUUCAUGCGUCCUGCAAGACGGAAACGUCUUCGAAAAGGCCGGCGUCAACGUCUCCGUCGUGUACGGCGAAUUGCCUCGGCCGGCUAUUGAAAAGAUGCGCGCAGACCACAAGUCCUUUGUCGGUGCGGACGUCGAUUCUCUAAGCUUCUUUGCCGCGGGUCUCUCGCUCGUGCUGCACCCGCAUAACCCCAUGGCUCCGACUGUGCAUCUGAACUACCGAUACUUCGAGACCUCGGAUCCAAAGGAUCCUAUCAAUGGUGAUAAGAACUGGUGGUUCGGUGGUGGUACGGAUUUAACCCCGUCUUACCUUUUCCCCGAGGAUGCUCAGCACUUCCACAAGACCAUCAAGGACACCUGUGACCGCCACGAUCCCACUUAUUACCCCAAGUUCAAGGCCUGGUGCGACAAGUACUUCUAUCUCCCCCACCGCGGCGAAUGCCGCGGCGUCGGCGGUAUCUUCUUCGACGAUCUAGAUGCCAAUUUCCUCCAAACGUCCGCCGGUUCUUCGUCGAACCCUCAAGAGACCCUGUUCUCCUUCGUCUCGGAUGGUCUGGCUUCUUUCCUCCCCUCCUACGUGCCUAUCAUCGAGAAGCGCAAGGACAUGUCAUACACCCCGGAGCAGAAGCAGUGGCAACAGCUGCGCCGUGGUCGGUAUGUCGAGUUUAACCUCGUUUACGACCGAGGUACUAGCUUCGGCCUGCGGACUCCUAAUGCUCGCGUGGAGAGUAUUUUGAUGAGUCUGCCCCGCACGGCUAGCUGGGCUUAUAUGGAUCCCGUUUCGGGUACUCGUACCGAGAGUAUGCUGGUUGAUGAGGAUGAUCUUGCUGAAGACAAGACUAGUGAGAAAGAGAUUAUCGAUGUGCUGAAGCACCCUCGGCAGUGGGCUUGAUCAUGGGCGCCAUUCGUUGAGGGUUGAUUUGUUGCAUGUCCUGCUUUGAUCUCUUCUUUCUUGAUCUGAAGAAUUCCUAUAUAUUGUAUCCUUGUCUCAUGAUUGGGAAGAUCGAGGUCUCUUAUGUAUAUUACUCAAAAAUAAUAUUUGCCGAAAUGCUGCAGCUUCCGGCUUCCUUUCAUAUCGAACUUGUAAUCACCUGUCUUUGAUAUAAAGAUAA